Oncorhynchus tshawytscha (Chinook salmon) is the source of this 1777-nucleotide messenger RNA. RefSeq names its product gamma-sarcoglycan. NCBI's taxonomy places the organism in Eukaryota, Metazoa, Chordata, Actinopteri, Salmoniformes, Salmonidae. The coding region runs from base 225 to 1094 and encodes 289 amino acids. Gene Ontology annotation, biological process: cardiac muscle tissue development; heart contraction. The record is from RefSeq and is a predicted model, not a curated record. Gene Ontology annotation, cellular component: sarcolemma; sarcoglycan complex. The transcript is spliced from 8 exons.
CAAGGUAGAGAGAGGUACAUUGGAUAUGCAGGAAGUGGGAGCGCCGUCCCGUGGUGAUUAGUUGGGGCAGUUCCAUGGUUAGAUUUAUGGCACGCAGUUGUUGAACGCCUGACAGACAUCGGAGGCAAGGGCUCCACCGCUGCUACCCCUUUUUCUGCUGCUGCUGCUUCAGAGGAGCUCUGUUUGCUACCGGAGAGGAAGCUCUGUCUCAGCACACAAAGCAGAUGGUGAGGGAGCAGUAUGUCACCACCACCCAGGACAGCAGUGUCCCUGCCCUGGUCCCUGACUCCAUCUAUAAGAUCGGGAUCUACGGUUGGAGGAAGCGCUGCCUCUACCUGUUUGUCCUGCUGCUCAUCAUCAUCCUCACCGUGAACUUUGCCCUCACCAUAUGGAUCCUCCGGGUCAUGUGGUUAAACACAGAAGGGAUGGGACAUCUAAAAGUAACAGCGGAGGGAGUGAGGCUUGAGGACGGCAAGUCAGAGUUCCUCUUUCCUCUCUACGCCCAAGAGAUCCACUCCAGAGUGGACUCCUCUCUCCUGGUGCACUCAUCUGAAAACGUCACUCUCAAUGCCCGCAAUGAAAAUAAUGAUGUCACAGGAAGUCUCUCCGUAGGUCCAGAUGUGGCCCAGGGAAAUGCACUGAAUUUUGUCAUCAGCUCCAACACCAAGACGCUGUUUUCUGCAGAUGACAAAGAGGUGGUUGUUGGAACAGACACACUUCGUGUUACAGGUCCAGAAGGUGCUCAGUUUGAACACUCUGUAGAGACACCCCUGCUCAGAGCUGAGCCCUUCAAAGACUUGAGGCUGGAGUCUCCAACCCGCUCUCUCAGCAUGGAUGCACCAAAGGGAGUCUUUGUCAAAGCACUGGCCGGGAACAUCGAGGCGGCAUCUAACAUGGAUAUUCUAUUGCACUCCAGUGAAGGACUGGUAAUUCUGGAUGCCGAGACGGUGCGUCUGCCGAGUCUCCCCCUGGGACAUGGAGGGGUGUCUGGAAACGCUCAGGUACUCUACGAAGUGUGUGUCUGUCCUAGCGGAAAGCUGUUCCUGUCCAAGGCUGGGGUCACCUCCAUGUGCAGCGAAAGCCAAGAGUGCUAGCGAGUGUCUUUGCCAUCAGAUUAUACCAUAUUGAAUGAAAAUGCCUUUAAAUUGGGUACUCUGACACACUUUCAUAUAAAGCAAAAAAACGAUCACAACUUUUCAAUUCUGAACAAAACUGCCAGGUGAACUGCAGACAUAUCCUCCAAGUAAUUUAUCUAUGGUGCAUAUUAUUGAUGGAAGUUACAUUUGAGACUAUUUUACUAUGUAACUGAAACAGUGACAUGACAACUUUAUACCACAUUAAUAAGUGGCUUACUUCUGCAGUAUAGUUGUUGAUACCAUUUUAUGUUUACACUGAGUUGAGAUAUUUUAUAAUUACGGUAUUAUGGCUGGGCAAUGAGGAGCUGGUUAACAGAUUAUAUCCUAUGCAAUGUGUUUUAUGUGGGCCCGGUUUCCUGGACCCAGGUGAAGCUUAGUCCACAAUGGAGAACCUCCCAAUGAAAGUGAUUUUUAGUGUAGGCUUCACCUGAGUCCGGGAAACCGGCCCAUAGUGUAUUAAUGUUGGGCAAAUGGAGAGAAAAGGAUGAUAUGAUCUAGUCUGUAGAUAUAUACCAAACAUUGGGAACACCAUCCUAAUAUUGAGAACAGCCUCAUGGUGUCAAUUGUUCCACAGGGAUGCUGGCCCAUGAUGACUCCAUGUUUCCCACAGUUGUGUCAAGUUGGCUGGAUGUCCUUUGGGU